Messenger RNA from Suillus paluster, 456 nucleotides. RefSeq lists its product as uncharacterized. The transcript has a single exon. Bases 1 to 456 code for a protein of 151 amino acids. NCBI's taxonomy places the organism in Eukaryota, Fungi, Basidiomycota, Agaricomycetes, Boletales, Suillaceae. The record is from RefSeq and is a predicted model, not a curated record.
AUGACAACCACCACCCACACCACCCAAAACUCCCUCCACACUGCAGGACUCUUGCCCUUGAGGCAAAGUCCUUUCGACAUUGUCGCUACCUUCACCAGUUUCUCCCAUUGUUGUACCGCCAGCACACAUGGCUCCACCCAGAGCUAUACCAACCUCAUCAGCCGCCCACACCCCAGCACUCCCACCCACACUCACGUCUCCAACGAUCAAUCUACAACAGACGACCGCGACCAAACCCCGAAUGCCCCUAGAGUGCCAGGUGGUUCAGGUGGCUCUGUCAGGUUGGGAGGUCCCGGCAGUCCAGGCGGUCCUCCAUCAGAUGACGAAGGAGGAGAGCCAGAUGACGAACCCUCAGGGGGCUCUGAUAACAGAUUCCAGGGUGAUGAUCCCCACGACCUCAUUUUUCUCGGAUGGCUCAGUAUACUGAUCACAUACCCUAACCAUUGGCUUCCCUGA